UGCUGCCGUGACGACUUCCAGGACAGGCACUCUUUCCUUCCCACUCCCCUCCGGCCCCAGAGCGUCCCGCGGCAGGAGCCGCUCCGGGCCGCUCCGCUCCCCUCCUCCCGCCCGUGCCCUCACGGCUCCCGCGGCAGGAGCCGCUCCGGGCCGCUCCGCUUCCCUCCUCCCGCCCGUGCCCUCACGGCUCCCGCGGCAGGAGCCGCUCCGGGCCGCUCCGGUGCCCUCCUCCCGCCCGUGCCCUCACGGCUCCCGCCGCUGGCCCCGCUGCCGCCUCACGCCCCCCGGCCCCGCGGGAUGGCGGCGGGCGAGGAGCAGAGCCGCGAGUACCUGCGGCGGCACCGGCUGCCGGAGCUGCUGCACCGCCUCGGAGCGCUGCUGCUCUUCCACCGCCCCGAACGGCCCCGCGAGUUCCUGAUCCAGGUGCUGGAGAAGGUGAAGGCUGGGAGACGAGCCGAGGGCGAGUACCCGUUCCUCAUGGACGAGGCCAACGUGGACGCCAUGUUCAGCCUGCUGGAUGUCCUGGGCCAGGGCUCCAUCAGGCCAGCGCAGUACAGGGAAGCUCUUAAAACUUUGGGACUGAGCACUGAGGAUUUGGAGCUAGAAGAUGAUGAGAAUGUCACACUGGAGGUAUUCAAAGAAGGAAUGAAGAAAAAGAUGCUGGAGAGCUGGUCUGUGUAUUAGUUUGAGCAGUGGUCUGCUGUAUAUAUAUUAAAAACAGACACCUUCCCCAAUUUUUCUUCUAGUUUGCCAGCUGUGAAGAGACAAUUUUAAGCAAUAUUCUCUUUUUCUCAUCUUCCCCACCCUUCAGAGAAGCAAUCAGCUGAAAAGGACAAAUGACAAGAACGUGUUCAUGUCUAGCAAGCACUGGAGGGAGUAUUGUUAAGAAUUGCUGUUCUUAAUAUAAUUAGAUGGUUUAAAAAAGAAGUACAGAUCUCUUAUACUGAAAUAGUAUUUUGUAGUUUCUUCCUCAGGUUAUAGUUUACAGUGAAGGAUUGUUACCACUGAAUAAAAUAAAGUUGUUUUUUGGGCUGGG
Prinia subflava (tawny-flanked prinia) is the source of this 1036-nucleotide messenger RNA. RefSeq names its product EF-hand calcium binding domain 10 (gene EFCAB10). The transcript has 4 exons. Lineage: Eukaryota; Metazoa; Chordata; Aves; Passeriformes; Cisticolidae. Gene Ontology annotation, molecular function: calcium ion binding. The record is from RefSeq and is a predicted model, not a curated record. Bases 298 to 684 code for a protein of 128 amino acids.